Molecule: messenger RNA, 1742 nt
Organism: Myodes glareolus (Bank vole)
Lineage: Eukaryota; Metazoa; Chordata; Mammalia; Rodentia; Cricetidae
Product: lysophosphatidic acid receptor 4-like
Biological process (GO): positive regulation of Rho protein signal transduction; phospholipase C-activating G protein-coupled receptor signaling pathway
Cellular component (GO): plasma membrane
Molecular function (GO): G protein-coupled receptor activity
Source: RefSeq, a predicted model, not a curated record
UGUAGCAAAUUCCUUGGCAGAGCCAUUAGAUGAACAGCUUACCCAUGGAUUCCAGUGAAAUGCAGCCCGGAAAAGAAGACCUCUAAACAGAAAGUUUACCCUGGCUCUGUUUACCUACACCAACCCCUUGGGGAGUGUAUCUGUUUGGAUUCUUCAUCAUCAUGAAAAUUUCUUCUAAUUCUUUGGUUACUCUAAAUGAUCAGAAGAAAAGAUGAAACCCUGAGACAUCAGUUUAUAUAUAGAAAGCUUUGAAACAAAAGAAAGGAACCCUGCCCAACUUCACAUUUUAAAACAUCGAGACCAUAUGAAAGACCUCCGAAGGUACCUGGUGUUCAAAUACAUCCAAUAUCUAGUCUUACCUUCUCCAAACGCCAUCAUCACCCUACUGGGAUUGCUCGCUAGUCUGUAUGUCAUGCUGAUACUGACAUUUCCUUCUGUAUCCAGAAAAUCCACUGUGGUGUUUAUUAGUAACAUAGCUCAGGCAGACAUUUUAGUUGGCUGUAGCAUUUUUUCUACCCUCACAGAAGGUGUGACAAAUAGUGAAACAUUUUUAGCUUCUUUUCAAUCUGCCUUGAGGCAGAACUUUCAAAUUGCAAAUGUACAUGCCAGUUCCCUUUUACUCAGCUGUGUUAGCCUAGAGGCUUUUCUGAUUACGUUUCUUCCAGUAGAGACUCGCCACAUAAGGAAUGUUAGAUGUGCCAGAGUAGCUUCUAAGAUCAUCUGGGCUGCUGUAAUUACUGAGUGUUUCCUUUAUCAGCUUGAGGGCAUCAAAGGCUUUAACGUUUCUUAUCUUGGCAUUCAUAGGCAAGUUCAGCUAUUGGUGAAUUUUUGUUAUGACACCACAGCAUUGUUGAAAUUACUUGUUUACCCGACUGGAGUUCUUUUAAGAAUCUUCAAUGUUUAUCUUUUUUAUAAAAUAUAUUUCAGGGACUGCUAUAUUUAGUUUCUAGGAAUGUGAGAUCUGGUGCCCAGUUGUUUUGUCAAACACUCAUGUUUAAUGGUGCUGUGGAGACAUUUUAUAGAUACAAUUAACUUGUAAUUUGCUACUAUUAAGAAAAAGAGACUAACAUCAGUAGUGAAAAUGGACUUCAUCUAAUCAACUGAAGGCCUUGAGAGCAAAACACAGGUUUUCCAGGAAAAGAAAUACUACCCGAAGACUGGUAACUUGAGGUUCGAAGUUUUUGUCUGCACUGCACAUUUCAGACUCAAGACUACAGCACCUGUGUUCCUGACUUUCCAGCUCUGUGGCCCACUGCCACAAAGUUUGAACUUUCUACCUCUGAAAAAUCAUCUAAGACGGCUAACUUAAAAGAAAGAGAAGCCACAACCUGCUCAGUCUGUGUAAUAACACUUGUAUGUAUGUCUUCAGGACUGAUCACUUGGGAUUGGAUAACCAAUUGAUGCUUUUCCCUGGGGAAGACAUUUUCUCUUGCUCUCAGCUUUCCUUAGUUGCCUGUAGUUAUUUUCCUAGGGUUGAGGCCUUGUGAGCUUUUCCUCUCCAUGUUAGCCUGUCUGUUGGCAUUGUCUUUGUUCAGGUCCUGUUUAGGCAGUCAUCUUGGUGAGACUUCAUGGAUGUAGCUUCUGACAUUACUAGGAGAGAAAGUCUCAUAGAAAACUCCCUUAUCUACCAGCUCUUAGAAUCUUUCCACCCUCUCUUCUGCAUUUACAAUUGAUGACAAAGAGGCCAGGAAUUGAAAGAGAGCAAGGAGGGGUAGAUAUAUGGGGUGGUUUGGAGGGAGAAA